Brassica oleracea var. oleracea is the source of this 4962-nucleotide messenger RNA. Its product is annotated as transcription elongation factor SPT6-like. Gene Ontology annotation, cellular component: transcription elongation factor complex. The record is from RefSeq and is a predicted model, not a curated record. Lineage: Eukaryota; Viridiplantae; Streptophyta; Magnoliopsida; Brassicales; Brassicaceae. Gene Ontology annotation, biological process: transcription elongation by RNA polymerase II; nucleosome organization; transcription elongation-coupled chromatin remodeling. Gene Ontology annotation, molecular function: histone binding; nucleic acid binding; nucleosome binding.
GAACGUUGUUUCCGACGAAGAAGACGAUCACGAGCUCGAGGAUGAGGACGGAGAGCCAGUUCAUGCAGAUCCUGUCGGUAAUGCUGACAACGAUGAUGAUGAUGAGGAGGACGAAGAGGGUGAGGAUGAAUAUGAGAAUGAUGGGUUCAUAGUUGGUGAUGAGGAAGAAGAAGAGGAGGAAGAUGACGAAGAAGAAGAGAAGAAAAAUAGCGAUGAAGAGAGGCAGAAAAAGAAGAAGAAACGAAGGAAAAUGGACGAAGAUCUUGAUGAAGAUGACUAUCUGCUUCUCCAAGAUAACGAUGUCAAAUUCCAAAAGAGGAAGUUUAAGAGGUUGAAGAAAGCUCAAAGGGAAAGGGAAGGUGGCCAGGGGGGAUCAUCUGAUGAUGAGUUUGAUAGGAGUGGUGGAGCUGGAAGAAGUGCCGAGGACAAGAUCAAAGACAAUCUCUUUGAUGAUGUUGAUGAUUUGCCUGAUGACGUAGGCGAUGAGGAGGAAUUGGCGGUGGAAGAAGAUGUAGUUGGGAGCGAGGAUGAAAUGGCUGAUUUCAUCGUAGAUGAAGAUGGGAAUGGUCAGCCUAGGAGGGGAGACCCUAGGAAAAAGAGAUAUAGGCAAGGAUCAGAUAUGAGUGCUAUACAUGAUGCUAACGAAAUAUUUGGUGAUGUCGGAGAGUUAUUGUCACUUCGUAAGAAGGGUCUGGCAUCUAGUGAAAGGAUGGAAAGAAAGCUCGAAGAUGAGUUUGAGCCAACUAUUCUUUCUGAAAAGUACAUGACUGGGAAAGAUGAUGAAAUCCGCCAAGUUGAUAUUCCCGAGAGGAUGCAGAUAUCUGAAGACAGCACUGGAAGCCCUCCUGUUGAUGAACUUAGCAUUGAGGAAGAGAGCAGUUGGAUAUAUGCACAGCUUACUUCGAUGCUAAAAGAUCCUGAUGGACUUUAUGUUUUAGGAGGACAAGGUUUCUCGGUCAGCAAGGAUGAUAUUGCAAAAUUUUUGGAGCUUCAUCAUGUGCAGAAACUAGAGAUACCAUUUAUAGCCAUGUACCGAAAGGAGCAAUGCCGGAGCUUGUUGGACUCUUCUGAUAAUAGUGACCUCAAUAUAGAGAAGAAACCUGAGACCAAGUGGCAAAAGGUCCUCUGGAUGAUUCAGGACUUGGAUAAGAAGUGGCUCCUUCUUCGAAAAAGGAAAACGGCGUUGCAUGGUUACUAUGCAAAGCGUUUCGAAGAAGAGUCUAGGAGGGUCUAUGAUGAAAAUAGGCUCAAUCUAAAUCAGUAUCUUUUUGAAUCUGUCAUGAAGUCGCUUAAAGUGGCAGAAACAGAGAGAGAAGUUGAUGAUGUAGAUUCCAAGUUCAACCUGCAUUUUCCUGCCGGUGAAGUUGGUGUUGAUGAAGGGCAGUACAAGAGGCCAAAGCGAAAAUCUCAAUAUAGCGUCUGCAGCAAAGCAGGGCUCUGGGAGGUUGCAAACAAGUUUGGGUAUAGCGCGGAGCAGUUGGGACUUGCAUUGUCCUUAGAAAAACUGGUUGAUGAACUUGAGGAUGCAAAGGAAACACCAGAGGAAAUGGCAAUGAACUUUAUGUGCGCUAUGUUUGAAAAUUCUCAAGCUGUUCUUAAGGGUGCACGGCAUAUGGCUGCCGUUGAGAUAAGUUGCGAGCCAUCAGUCAAAAAGUAUGUCCGUGGCAUUUAUCUGGAGAAUGCAGUAGUCUCAACGAGUCCAACAGCAGAGGGGAAUGGAGUAAUAGACUCUUACCAUCAGUUUGCUGGGGUUAAAUGGUUACGUGAAAAGCCAUUGAGCAAGUUUGAAGGUGCGCAGUGGCUUCUCAUUCAGAAGGCAGAAGAGGAGAAACUUCUUCAAGUGACCUUCAAGCUGCCUGAGAAUUACAUGAAUAGGCUGGUUAGCGACUGCUAUGAACACUAUCUGAGCGUCGGUGUUAGUAAGUAUGCUCAACUCUGGAAUGAGCAAAGAAAAUUGAUAUUGGAGGAUGCACUUCAUGCUUUCAUUUUGCCAUCAAUGGAGAAAGAAGCAAGAAACUUGCUAACCAGCAGAGCGAAGAGUAGGUUGCUUUCAGAGUAUGGACAGGCUUUGUGGGAUAAGGUGUCUGCAGGGCCAUAUCAGAAGAAAGAAAUGGACAUUAGCUCAGACGAGGAAGCUGCACCGAGGGUCAUGGCAUGUUGUUGGGGCCCUGGAAAGCCGCCAAAUACAUUUGUGAUGCUGGAUUCAUCGGGAGAAGUGCUUGAUGUGCUUUAUGCUGGAUCCCUCACACUGCGAUCCCAAAAUGUCAACGACCAACAACGUAAAAAGAAUGACCAGGAUCGUGUUUUAAAGUUUAUGAUGGACCACCAACCGCAUGUUGUGGCUCUAGGAGCUGUCAAUUUGGCUUGUACUCGUCUGAAGGAUGAUAUUUAUGAAGUCAUUUUCCAGAUGGUGGAAGAAAAACCUAGAGAUGUUGGGCAGAUGGAUGAUUUAACCAUUGUUUAUGUAGACGAAUCACUUCCUAGGCUAUACGAAAACUCUCGAAUCUCAGGCGAACAGCUACCUCAACAGUCUGGGAUCGUGAAACGUGCAGUUGCUCUUGGACGCUAUCUCCAGAAUCCUCUAGUAAUGGCAGCAACGUUAUGUGGUCCAGGCCGGGAAAUAUUGUCUUGGAAGCUUCACCCGUUGGAGAGUUUUCUUCAGGUUGACGAGAAGUAUGGGAUGGUUGAACAGGUUAUGGUUGACAUAACAAACCAGGUUGGGAUCGACAUUAAUUUGGCAGCUAGCCAUGAGUGGCUUUUCUCUCCUCUACAGUUCAUUUCUGGACUUGGACCUAGGAAAGCUGCAUCCUUGCAGAGGUCGCUUGUAAGAGCUGGUUCAAUAUUUGUCCGCAAGGACCUGAUAAUGCACGGGCUUGGUAAAAAAGUUUUUGUAAACGCAGCCGGUUUCUUGCGCAUCAGGAGGAGUGGGCUGGCUGCUAGCAGCAGCCAAUUUAUCGAUCUACUGGAUGAUACCAGAAUACAUCCGGAAUCGUAUGGUCUUGCACAAGAAUUGGCGAAAGAUAUUUAUGAUCAGGAUGUAAGAGGUGACUCCAACGAUGAUGAGGAUGCGAUAGAGAUGGCAAUAGAGCAUGUGAGAGAUCGACCAGGCUCUCUGAGAAAAGUUGUCCUCGAGGAGUAUCUUGCAAGCAAGAACCGGGAGAAUAAGAAGGAAACUUACAGUAACAUCAUGAGAGAGCUAAGCUGUGGGUUCCAGGAUUGGCGGAUUCCUUUUAAAGAUCCAAGUCCAGAUGAAGAGUUUUAUAUGAACUCAGGCGAAACUGAAGACACCAUAGCUGAGGGCAGAAUUGUCCAGGCCACUGUUCGGAGACUGCAGAGUGGAAGAGCCAUAUGUGUGUUAGAUUCCGGACUAACUGGGAUGCUUUCGAAGGAGGAUUUCGCAGAUGAUGGGAGAGAUAUUGUGGAGUUGUCAGACCGGCUGAAAGAAGGCGAGAUCCUUACGUGCAAGAUCAAAUCGAUUCAGAAGCUGAGGUAUCAAGUGUUCCUUAUAUGCAAGGAGAGUGAGAUGAGAAACAACAGGCACCAGCGGAACCAGAAUCUGGAUCCGUAUUACCACGAGGAUAGAAACAGUCUCCAGAUAGAAAAGGAGAAAGCUCGGAAAGAAAAGGAGCUUGUGAAGAAGCAUUUCAAGUCUCGGAUGAUUGUCCAUCCACGUUUCCAGAACAUCACUGCUGAUCAAGCCACCGAGUAUUUAUUUGACAAAGAAUUUGGAGAGAGCAUUGUUCGUCCAAGCUCUCGAGGACUCAAUUACUUGACAUUGACGCUCAAAAUUUACGAUGGAGUCUACGCUCACAAGGAGAUAGUUGAAGGUGGAAAAGAAAGCAAGGACAUCACGAGUCUUCAGCGUAUUGGGAAGACGCUAACAAUUGGAGAAGACACCUUCGAGGAUUUAGAUGAGGUCAUGGAUCGGUAUGUUGACCCUCUGGUCUCUCACCUCAAGACGAUGCUUAACUACAGGAAGUUCCGUAAGGGGACAAAAUCAGAAGUUGAUGAGCUUCUCAGGAUCGAGAAGAGUGAGAAUCCAGCAAGGAUAGUUUACUGUUUCGGGAUUUCACACGAGCAUCCUGGCACCUUUAUACUGUCCUACAUAAGGAGCACCAAUCCGCAUCACGAGUACGUCGGUCUAUACCCCAAGGGAUUCAAGUUCAGGAAAAGGAUGUUUGAGAGCAUCGACAAGCUUGUGGCCUACUUCCAGAGGCAUAUUGAUGACCCGUUGCAGGAAACAGUUCCAUCGAUCAGGUCUGUUGCUGCAAUGGUGCCCAUGAGAAGCCCAGCAGACCGUGGCUCUUCUGGAGGAGGUAGCUGGGGUGGUAACUCAGAUCGCUCUUCUGCACCAAGACCAGGGAGAGGCGGUGAGUACAGAAACGGUGGUGGACGUGGUGAUGGGCAUCCAAGUGGAGCGCCAAGGCCUUACGGUGGUCGUGGUAGGGGCAGAGGAAGGAGGGAUAAUAACAUUGAGAGAGAAGAUGGAAAUGGAGAUUGGGGAAAUAACAAUACCGGAAGUGGGGAUGGAGGUUGGGGAAGUAGUGGUGGUGGUGGUGGUGGUGGUUGGGGAAGCGAGUCUGGCGGUAAAAAGAAUGACGGUGCAGGCGGAUGGGGUAGUGAAUCUGGAGGUGGUGGUGGUGGUUGGGGAAAUGAGUCUGGCGGCAAAAAGAGCAGCGAGGAUGGUGGUUGGGGAAAGGAGGCUAGUGGAAAAAAGAGCGGUGAAGACGGCGGUUGGGGAAAUAGCGGCGGUGGCGGAUGGUGAAGAAUCAUAACAGCGGCUACACUGUUGGUUAAAAUUGCAAAUGCUAAGAUAAAAGGCAUAAAUUACUUUCUUUUAAGUAGUAGCAAUUAGUGUUUCCCUAAACGCCUUUUGUUUUGUUUUAUGCCCUCUUCUUAUGUCUUAAACUCCGUAUGUAACGACUUUUUAAGAAAAACUUUCCAGGAAAUUGUUGCAAAUAA